Molecule: messenger RNA, 1888 nt
Organism: Drosophila grimshawi
Lineage: Eukaryota; Metazoa; Arthropoda; Insecta; Diptera; Drosophilidae
Gene: Ubc4
Product: ubiquitin-conjugating enzyme E2-22 kDa
Exons: 3
Coding region: 320-919 (199 amino acids)
Biological process (GO): proteasome-mediated ubiquitin-dependent protein catabolic process; protein polyubiquitination
Cellular component (GO): nucleus
Molecular function (GO): protein binding; ubiquitin conjugating enzyme activity
Source: RefSeq, a predicted model, not a curated record
UUAUCGAUAGUGUAGCAGCCCUGGUUCCAUGCAAAUUGUGUUAAGAAAAGUGUCAGUUUAAUAUAAUUGAAAUAGUAAAGUAUAUUGUAUUGUUUUUGUGUGUGUGACGCCGCUUAACUUACAAUAAUUCGAAAUAAAAGCACACAACGCCCACGAGCAACGCGUUCUGUAUGCUUACCCCCCGAUAGCCACUAACAACAACAACAAUAGCAACAGCCACAACAACAACAACAACUGCCGCCGCAAAAUCAGCAGUAGCAGCAACUAGAGAAUUAGACAAAAACUGCAACAACAAAAACAGCAACAAAUCCACAUAAUCAUGGCGAACAUGGCAGUUCAACGUAUCAAGCGCGAAUUCAAAGAAGUAAUGCGCAGCGAGGAGAUCGUUCAGUGUUCGAUCAAAAUUGAGCUGGUCAACGACAGCUGGACAGAGUUGCGUGGAGAGAUUGCGGGACCGCCAGACACGCCCUACGAGGGCGGCAAAUUUGUGCUGGAAAUCAAAGUGCCCGAAACAUACCCAUUCAAUCCACCAAAAGUUCGUUUUAUAACACGCAUUUGGCAUCCGAACAUUUCGUCGGUGACUGGGGCCAUUUGCCUGGACAUACUGAAGGACAAUUGGGCAGCUGCGAUGACGUUGCGCACGGUGUUGUUGUCGCUGCAGGCGCUGCUCGCCGCUGCCGAGCCAGAUGAUCCGCAGGAUGCGGUGGUCGCCUAUCAGUUCAAGGAUAAACACGAACUGUUCGUGCUCACUGCCAGACACUGGACAAACGCGUAUGCGGGCGGACCGCACACGUUUCCCGAUUGUGAUUCAAAGAUACAGCGCCUCAAGGAUAUGGGCGUCGAUGAGCACGAUGCGCGUGCCGUGCUCUCCAAAGAGAAUUGGAAUCUGGAGAAGGCGACCGAGUGCCUAUUCAGUUAGCUUUGCGGCCAACUGAGAGUAACAGCAGCAACCGCAACAACAACAACACCAACACCAGCAAAAUACCAACCACAACAAUAAGGAGAGACAAAGAGAGAGCGAAGAGAACAGCAGAGAAGCGAAGAGAGAAGGAGGAGGAGCAGCAGCAGCAGCGUCAUUAGCAUAAUCAAUCAAGAACAACUCAAAAUUUUAGUACUGUUUGAAGCAGAUGAGGAAGAAGUAGAUGAGCAGGUGCCGCCUGAAACACAGCAACAAUCACAACAACAACAACAAGCAUCCAUAUACGAAAUACCAUCCCAACAACAAUUAGCAAACACCACGCACUCGCACUCACACACAAACCCGCACACACACACAGACAGAUCAACUUUAUUUAUUUAAUCUUUACUUUUGUUGUGUUUACAAUUUUCAAAAUCCAUUCAAUGUGUAAUUUAAGUUGUAUGCCUCCAAAUUGGAGGAAAAUUAUGUUGCAAUAUUUCACGUGCUGUGGCAACAAAUUAAAAAUGCGUAAAAUGCAUGCGAUUUAUAAUUAUUUUCUACUUUGGAGUGCACUACAUAAAUAUAUAUAUAUAAAUUAAUAAUUGUGUUGCGUUUCCUGCUACAGGUUGAGCCUAAGGCACCCACACCAACCCCACCCCCAAAAUACAUUUGAUUAUGUUGUAAUUAUACGAGUAUGUCUAGAACCCUGGGUUCCAAUUUGCGCAUCCGCAUUUAUUGUUAAGCAACAACAACAAAAAAAUAUAUAUGCAAAUUUAAGUUACAAAUACUUGCAACGCUUAUAAUAAUCAUACAAUAUUUGAUUUCUGUGUCUGGAUUAAUUUAUGGCAAAAACAACAGUGAAAAAAAGAAAGAAAAAAACUAAAGCAAAGAAAGGAAAAUUAAUUUUAAAAGUUAAAAAAAAAACAAUCUAUGAUAAAAAUCUUUGUAAAUUGCGUUAAGUUAAAUAAUAAACAACUAUUAAGAAAUGCA